This is a messenger RNA of Pongo pygmaeus (Bornean orangutan), 1161 nucleotides long. Its product is annotated as olfactory receptor 2AT4-like. The coding region runs from base 1 to 1161 and encodes 386 amino acids. The record is from RefSeq and is a predicted model, not a curated record. Gene Ontology annotation, cellular component: membrane. NCBI's taxonomy places the organism in Eukaryota, Metazoa, Chordata, Mammalia, Primates, Hominidae. The transcript is spliced from 6 exons. Gene Ontology annotation, molecular function: G protein-coupled receptor activity; olfactory receptor activity. Gene Ontology annotation, biological process: G protein-coupled receptor signaling pathway.
AUGGUAGCGAUGAUGAGUAUGCCGGAGGCCCAGCAUCGCGGACGCAUUCUGGACUCUCCUACCCUGAGCUCCACGGCCUCCUCUGCAUGGUCGGGAAGGUGGCCCAGGUUCUCUCUGGACAUAUUUACACUUUUCAUCCGGUUCUUGUCCUCUGGGGCACAUCAGCAACAUUUGAUGCUGCUGACCACAGCUGCCGCCACAGCCUGUAAUGGAUCAGAGGACUCCUUGCCUGUCUUCUGCCUGGUCAGCAUCCCCUCUCUGCCAGAGUCCCUCUUCCCCCAACCCCCGUCUUUCUUUUUAAUCUAUCUGCUUAUCCUGGUGGGUAAUGCCCUGAUUCUGGUGGUUGUGAUGGCAGAGCCCAGCCUCCACAAGCCCGUGUACUUCUUCCUGAUAAACCUCUCAGCCCUAGACAUCCUCUCCACUACAGUCACCGUCCCCAAGAUGCUGCCCCUGUUCUUGCUUGGGGACAGCUUCCUCAGCUUCCCUGCCUGCUUCCUGCAGAUGUACCUGUUCCACAGGUUCUCCUGCUCAGAAGCCUUCAUCCUGGUGGUCAUGGCCUAUGACCGCUAUGUGGCUAUCUGCCGCCCACUGCACUACCCUGUCCUCAUGACCCUUCAGACCAACCCUGUCUUGGCAACCAGUGCCUGGCUCACUGCCCUCCUCCUGCCCAUUCCAGCAGUGGUACAGACCUCCCAGAUGGCAUUUGACAGCAUUGCCCACAUCUACCACUGCUUCUGUGAUCAUCUGGCCGUGGUCCAGGCCUCCUGCUCUGACACCAACCCCCAGACCCUCAUGGGCUUCUGCAUCGCCAUGGUGGUGUCCUUCCUCCCCCUUCUCCUGGUGCUUCUCUCCUAUGCCCACAUCUUGACCUUGGUGUUUCGCAUCAACUCCCAAGAAGGACGCUCCAAAGCCUUCUCCACCUGCAGCUCCCACCUCCUGGUGGUGGGCACCUACUACUCAUCCAUUGCCAUAGCCUAUGUGGCCUACAGGGCUGACCUGCCCCUCGACUUCCACGUCAUGGGCAAUGUGGUCCUUGCCAUUCUCACACCUGUUCUCCACUCUGUCAUCUGCAUGCUGAGGAACAGGGAUGUCAAAGCAGCCAUCACCAAGAUCAUAUUAUCUAAGGAGUUUUGUCUGCGGCUCGUCCUGCUACACUGCUAA